Messenger RNA from Mesocricetus auratus (golden hamster), 582 nucleotides. Its product is annotated as basic proline-rich protein-like. Bases 16 to 582 code for a protein of 188 amino acids. NCBI's taxonomy places the organism in Eukaryota, Metazoa, Chordata, Mammalia, Rodentia, Cricetidae. The transcript has a single exon. The record is from RefSeq and is a predicted model, not a curated record.
GUAAUUCUUAAGGACAUGAAAACUUUCGCAAAAGUUUUCCAGGAAAGGGCGGUCGCGCCUAACAGAAGGAGCCGGGGGAGGCCACCGCCCCGGGAACGGGCGGGGAUGAUGAUGAGUCCCGCGGCUGCAGCGGGGGAGAGGGCGCGAGGAGGGCCACCGCAUGAGGUCACCUGGCAUCCAACCAGCAGCAGCUGCGGAGGACGCGGGCGAGCCACGGAGGGAGGCGGUGUCAGGCUCCGGCUCCCGGGGCUUUCCCUCCCGCCCCCUGGUGGGGCGUGGCUCGCGGGGACCGCCCCACCAAUCCGCGCUGCCCACCCUAGGCCGCGCCCGCGGCGUUCUCCAGGCUCCACAGCGGUCGGUCCGCUGAAGCUAAGGCGCUCCCUCCCCCCCUCCCCCCCGGGUCUUCUCGAGGCCACGCCCCUUGCGAUCAGGCCCGCCCACUUCCCCCGCAGAGCCCAGAGGCGCCGGGCUGCUGCCCCGCCCACACCACGCCCACCGGGUCCCGCCCAGCGGUUUGAAGUGGCUGGGACCGCAACCCCCUCCGAGUGGCGCGCGAGGCGUGAGGCGGUGCUGGGGAUCUGA